AUCCAUGAUAUUAACCUUAUUCAAGCAAUUCUUCUGCUCCCCUUUCCGUUUUAGAGAGAGAAACAAACUAAUCUGGAUUAUUCAAUAAAUACAUACAUACAGAAGAUGCACAAAUUAUACAUACAAAAUUGGGAAAAGAUGAAGUUUGGCGACAAUGGAAACACAAACACCCUAGGGUUUAUGUAAUCUGAAUCACCAAUACACAAUCUCUCUCUCCCCCUCUCUUUCCCUCUCUCCCUCUCUCUCGUGUAUAUAUAGAGAUAGAUAUGGCGACGCCAUUGUCAGGGAUUCAACACGGAGGAGGCGUAGCGGUAAUGGCAGGCGCGACGAGCCAGCUGGAAUUGUCGAACAAGAGGAGUUGUUCGAAGAGUUCGGCGUCGCCAAUUAGGAUAUUUUUGUUCUUUCAUAAGGCUAUUAGGUCUGAGUUAGAUGCGCUCCACCGAGCUGCUAUGGCGUUUGCUAGUGACGUUUCGACUGAUAUUAAGCCUUUGUUGGAGAGAUAUCACUUUCUUCGAUCCAUUUAUAAGCAUCACUGCAAUGCGGAGGAUGAGGUUAUCUUUCCAGCUCUUGAUAUCCGUGUGAAAAAUGUGGCGCGGACUUAUUCCUUGGAGCAUGAGGGAGAAAGUUUUCUUUUCGAUCAACUCUUUACACUGCUUGAUCCAAAUAUGCAUAAUGAAGAAAGUUGCAGGAGGGAACUAGCCUCAUGUACAGGAGCUCUGGAAACAUCAAUUAGCCAGCACAUGUCCAAGGAAGAAGAGCAGGUUUUCCCGCUGUUGACUGAAAAGUUUUCAUUUGAAGAGCAAGCUUCAUUGGUAUGGCAGUUUUUGUGCAGCAUUCCUGUGAACAUGAUGGCUGAAUUUCUUCCUUGGCUUUCUUCCUCUAUAUCCUCUGAUGAACGCCAGGAUAUGCGCAAGUGGUUUCGCAGAGUGAUCCCAAAAGAGGAACUGCUUCAACAGAUUAUUUUCACUUGGAUGGAUGGGGAAAAGAUUAAUAAGAAGCGUAAAAGUUGUAUAGAUCAUUCUGAGCUCAAAAGUUCUUCAGAUUUUGAGGCUAGCACCUCCAUAUGUUUGGUUGAUAAAGGCCAGUGUCCUUGUGAAUCUUCAAACACCGGAAAAAGAGAGAUUUUGUUACCAGACAGCUGUCCUGCAAAUUCCACUCUGGACCGACCAGUAGAUGAAAUAUUGCAUUGGCACAAGGCAAUAAAAAGUGAGUUGAAUGAUAUCGCUGAAGCAGCUAGAACGAUACAGCUAUCUGGAGAUUUUUCUGAUCUAUCCACAUUUAAUAAAAGGCUGCAAUUUAUUGCCGAAGUUUGUAUAUUCCAUAGCAUUGCUGAGGACAAAGUUAUAUUUCCGGCUGUAGAUGCAGAACUUUCUUUUGCCCAGGAGCAUGCAGAAGAAGAAAGUGAGUUUGAGAAGUUUAGAUGCUUGAUUGAAAGCAUAGAAAGUGCCGGAGCCAACUCAUCUUCCGCGGAAUUUUAUUCAAAGUUGUGUUCACAUGCUGAUCAUAUAAUGGGCACUAUAGAGAAGCAUUUUCAUAAUGAGGAAGUUCAGGUUCUUCCACUUGCGCGGCAGCAUUUUAGUCCUAGAAGACAGCGAGAACUUCUGUAUCAGAGCUUGUGCGUGAUGCCCUUGAGACUGAUUGAGUGCGUCUUACCAUGGCUGGUAGGUUCACUAAGUGAAGAAGAAGCGAGGUCAUUCCUUUAUAAUAUGCAUAUGGCAGCCCCAGCCUCAGACAUUGCUCUGGUUACCCUUUUUUCUGGCUGGGCAUGUAAAGGUCGUCCAAGUAAUGUUUGUUUGUCUUCAACUGCAACUGGCUGUUGUCCUGCCAAAUUGCUAACAGGAUGCAAAGAAGGGUCUGCUAAACCAUGUGCUUGUACCUCAUUCAUGCCUGUCCAAGGUAUUUCUUUAGGCCAAAAAGAAAAUCAGGAGAGUCAAGUCAAGAGUGGGAACUCAUUGCAAAGGGAUGAAAAGGAUGCCAGUGACCAUCCAGGCUCCACAAACAUAUCGAAAGUAUCUUUUAGUAGUCAGUCAUGUUGUGUGCCUGGAUUAGGAGUCAAUAGCAAUAAUUCACUUGCUACAGCCAAAUCCCUGCGUUCAUUAGCAUUCAGUCCCAGUGCUCCUUCCCUUAAUUCCAGUCUCUUUAAUUGGGAGACAGACGUGAGCUUGACGACUAUUGGGCAUGUGACGAGACCUAUUGACAACAUUUUUAAGUUUCACAAGGCCAUUAGCAAAGAUCUAGAAUUUCUGGAUGUUGAAUCUGGAAAACUUAAUGAUUGUAGUGAGGCUGUUCUCAGGGAGUUCAAUGGCAGGUUCCGUUUGUUGUGGGGAUUAUAUAGAGCUCACAGUAAUGCAGAGGAUGAUAUUGUGUUCCCUGCACUAGAAUCAAGAGAGACCCUUCACAAUGUUAGUCACUCUUACACAUUGGACCACAAACAGGAAGAGGAACUGUUUGAGAAUAUUUCUUCCACACUUGCGGAACUUUCAGAACUUCAUCGAAAUAUAAUGACUGUAAGGUCAAACAGACAUAUCUCUGUUUCUUCUGAUCACAACGAUAAUUUGCAAAGAUACAAUGAACUAGCGACGAGGGUUCAGGGAAUGUGCAAGUCCAUCAAAGUAACCCUAGAUCAACAUAUUUUGCGUGAAGAACUUGAACUCUGGCCUUUAUUUGACAGACAUGUUUCUUUGGAGGAGCAAGAUAAGCUUGUUGGCCGUAUAAUUGGUACUACAGGUGCAGAAGUGCUACAGUCUAUGUUGCCAUGGGUAACUUCUGCCCUUACUCAGGAGGAGCAAAAUAAAAUGAUGGACACGUGGAAGCAAGCAACUAAGAACACCAUGUUUAGUGAAUGGCUUGAUGAAUGGUGGGAAGGAAAUCCUUCAGCAUCUUCACAGGCAUCAUCAUCAAAUGAUGCUAAUCUCGAAGGUACUGAUAUCCAUGAAGCUCCGGACCAAAGUGACAAUACCUUUAAGCCUGGCUGGAAAGAUAUUUUUCGAAUGAAUCAAAAUGAACUUGAGUCAGAGAUAAGAAAGGUUUCUCGGGAUAUAACUCUUGACCCAAGAAGGAAGGACUAUCUAAUUCAAAAUCUUAUGACUAGUCGUUGGAUAGCUGCUCAACAGAAGCUACCUCAGGCAAGAACCAGCGAAGCUUCAGAAGGUGAGGAUCUAGUUGGAUGCUCUCCAUCAUAUCGUGAUCCGGAGAGAGAAAUUUUUGGGUGUGAACAUUACAAACGAAACUGCAAGGUUCGUGCUGCUUGUUGUGGCAAAUUAUAUACGUGCAGAUUCUGCCAUGACAAAGUCAGUGACCACUCGAUGGAUAGGAAGGCUACUACAGAGAUGAUGUGCAUGAAGUGCUUGGAAAUUCAGCCGGUUGGACCAGUGUGUGCAACACCAUCUUGCAAUGGAUUCUCAAUGGCAAAGUACUAUUGCAGCUACUGCAAAUUUUUUGAUGAUGAAAGGACAGUUUAUCACUGCCCAUUUUGCAAUUUGUGCCGGCUGGGAAGAGGGCUUGGUGUUGAUUUCUUUCAUUGUAUGACGUGCAAUUGCUGUCUGGGAAUAAAAUUGUUGGACCACAAAUGCAGGGAGAAAAGUCUAGAAACGAACUGCCCUAUAUGCUGUGAUUUUAUGUUCACAUCAAGUGAAAGUGUCAGAGCACUUCCUUGUGGCCAUUAUAUGCAUUCAGCUUGCUUUCAGGCAUAUGCUUGCACUCAUUACAUCUGUCCAAUAUGUAGCAAAUCAAUGGGAGAUAUGUCUGUUUACUUUGGAAUGCUUGAUGCUUUAAUGGCUUCUGAGGUGCUGCCAGAGGAAUAUCGAGGUCGCUGCCAGGAUAUAUUGUGCAAUGACUGUGACAAAAAAGGAAAUGCUGCUUUUCACUGGCUAUAUCACAAGUGCGGGUUCUGUGGAUCAUACAAUACCAGAGUCAUCAAGGUUGACAGAAACCCAGAUUGUGUGAAUUAAGUAGGUAAAAUAGGGACUCGCUCACAAUAGUGUUCGAGGCUUGUAUCUUGAUAUUGCAAAAGUUACGUAGCCUUGUAAAAAGCUCCAUGACCCGGUAGUUUAAUAUUUAGCCACUGUAUGAUACUGAAGUCUUUGUCAAGUACAAGUGCUUAAGAGUUGGGGGUUAUCCACUGGUCAUUUGGUCUUUGUUUCAUCUAUAUAGUCCAGGGAGAAGCCUCCUAGGCUGGCAAUUGCAUGGUUGCAUCCUAAUAAGAUUGGAUUUUUCCUCGUUAAUAUCUUGGAUCCUUUUUCAGAGAGAGUCAUCGUAUAAAUUGUUAUGGUAAGCAGGAAGUACACUGUGUUUCUACUGACCAACAAACUCACAUGUUUGGUAGUUGGUACCUUCAUUUCUAGUUUUUGUUCAGUAUUCUAUUCUUUCGUUCAUUACCUUGCACCACGGUUCUUUGUACAGAGAAUCUGUCAUUUUUUCCCAGUGAACUAUGAAAAUUAUGGUACAUGGAUUAUGUAUGUAUAUCUUUUGUACCGAUCAGGAUAAGUUUGUAUA
Molecule: messenger RNA, 4494 nt
Organism: Daucus carota subsp. sativus
Lineage: Eukaryota; Viridiplantae; Streptophyta; Magnoliopsida; Apiales; Apiaceae
Product: zinc finger protein BRUTUS
Exons: 14
Coding region: 267-3950 (1227 amino acids)
Molecular function (GO): zinc ion binding
Source: RefSeq, a predicted model, not a curated record